AUGGGGAACUGCACCAGCGCCAUCGAUGCCUUUGUCCAGCGCGGCAACAGGGCGUCGCCGUCGCCGUCGCCGGCCGCUACUCCUGGAAUGUCUACAUCGAGGAGGACUAGUAGCUCUGCCACCACCGGGAAGCUGUCAACGCUUAGCAGUACCAGCACCUUCAUGCCGUCCACAGUUAGUGGUGUCAGCGUCGACGGCGAUUACCCAGAGGGCCAGAUUCUUGAGUCUCCAAGCCUCAAGAUAUACACAUUUGCCGAACUCAAGAGCGCCACCAAGAACUUCAGGCCUGAGACUGUGCUUGGGGAGGGCGGAUUCGGCAAGGUUUACAAGGGAUGGGUUGAUGAGAAGACCCUCAACCCGUCAAAGGCUAGCACUGGCAUCAUGGUUGCCGUCAAGAAGCUCAAUCCUGAGAGCGUGCAGGGAAUGGAACAAUGGCAGUCUGAAGUCAAUUUCCUUGGGAGGAUUUCGCAUCCCAAUCUCGUCAAACUCUUGGGCUAUUCCAUGGAUGACAACGAGCUACUACUCGUGUACGAGUUCAUGUCAAAGGGGAGCUUGGAGAACCACCUGUUCCGAAGAGGGGCGGUUUACGAGCCGCUGCCUUGGAGCCUCAGGCUGAAGAUUCUCAUCGGUGCAGCUCGUGGCCUCGCAUUUCUUCAUUCAUCAGAAAGGCAGAUCAUCUACAGGGACUUCAAGGCUUCCAACAUCUUACUGGAUUCGCACUUCAAUGCGAAGCUCUCAGAUUUCGGAUUAGCCAAGCAUGGUCCAGAUGGUGGGGAGUCUCAUGUGACAACAAGAGUCAUGGGAACCUAUGGCUAUGCAGCUCCAGAGUAUGUUUCUACCGGCCACCUGUAUGUGAAGAGUGAUGUGUAUGGCUUUGGCGUUGUACUGCUGGAGAUGAUCUCUGGCCUGAGGGCGUUGGACCCGAAACGCCAGAGCGAGAAGGUGAACUUGGUAAACUGGGCAAGGCCAUUGUUGUCUGACCGGAGGAAGCUUAGCCAGCUGAUGGACAGUGGGCUGGAGGGGCAGUACAAUCCCAAAGGAGCCCUCCUGGCUGCUCAGCUGACCCUCAAGUGCCUGAACGGUGACCCAAAGUGCAGGCCAUCCAUGAAGGAAGUGGUGGAGGCACUGGAGAAGAUCGAGUCUGUGAAGAGUAGGGUGAGGGAGCCCAGGAACAGCUCCUCGUCCUCGCGUCGUGGCCAGGUGCAGUCCCCUAGGAGUGACAGCGCUAGGAACAACUCCAGCUCCAGGGGCAGGUAG
This is a messenger RNA of Miscanthus lutarioriparius, 1257 nucleotides long. The record is from the annotation of a GenBank genome assembly. Lineage: Eukaryota; Viridiplantae; Streptophyta; Magnoliopsida; Poales; Poaceae.